Didymosphaeria variabile is the source of this 492-nucleotide messenger RNA. RefSeq lists its product as uncharacterized. The coding region runs from base 1 to 492 and encodes 163 amino acids. The transcript is spliced from 2 exons. NCBI's taxonomy places the organism in Eukaryota, Fungi, Ascomycota, Dothideomycetes, Pleosporales, Didymosphaeriaceae. The record is from RefSeq and is a predicted model, not a curated record.
AUGGCUCCAUUCUUGAACCUCGUCCAUGCCCUCUCCCUCUUCACCCGCGCCCCAAAAUACCCACCUUACAUGACUAUAACCACCGAACCCCAAGCCCCAUGCCGCAUCCAUGCAGACAACAUGCCCUACAGCGUCCACUCCUUCGGCGCCAACGUCAAGCUCAACGUCUCAUGCUGGACGACCUCCACAAUGCAAGACAACAAAGGGCGGCUAAAUGACAACGAAGGCUCGUUUACCUAUCUCUGGGUGAAUACGAACGGGUCAUUCGGCGAGCCGGACUUCCUUUCGUACCCUGGGGUGGGGAAUGCCGACACGGGCGGGAAGGCGAGAGGGGAAGGCUGCUGGUUGCAUGAGGAUGCCGUGAAGGAGGGGGAGGAUGUCGAUUUUACGGAGGCGUUGGAGUGGUGUGGGGAGGCGCCGCAUCAUCAGGUCUUCCAGCUGGCGAGUGCACGGAUUGACGAUGAGAGGAAAGGCUUCUUCAAUCCAUUUUAG